AUGGAAAAAUACAUUCUUGUUACUGGUGGCGCUGGCUAUAUUGGAUCACAUACAGUCAUUGAGCUAAUCAACAAUGGGUAUAAGGUGGUCAUCGUUGACAAUUUGUCCAACUCAUCCUAUGAUGCGGUUGCACGUAUUGAGUUUAUUGUCAAACAACAUGUACCUUUUUACAAUGUCGAUUUAAGAAACCGUGACGAUUUAGACAAGGUGUUCAAAGAGUACAGCAUUCAAGGUGUUAUCCAUUUUGCUGCGUUGAAAGCUGUGGGUGAAUCAACAAAGAUUCCAUUAAAGUACUACGAAAAUAAUGUUGGUGGAACCAUGUCAUUACUUGAAGUGUGUGCUGAAAAUGGGGUCAAGACAAUUGUUUUCUCAUCGAGUGCCACGGUUUAUGGAGAUGUCACUAGAUUCGGCUCAAAAUAUAUCCCAAUUCCUGAAGUAUGCCCUACAGAUCCCACAAAUCCAUAUGGUAAGACAAAAUACGUUAUUGAGCAAAUGUUGAAAGACAUUUACACCAGUGAUGAUGCAUGGCAAGUUGCAAUUUUGAGAUAUUUCAAUCCAAUUGGUGCUCAUCCGUCAGGCUUGCUUGGUGAAGAUCCACUUGGUAUUCCAAAUAAUUUAUUGCCGUACUUGUCUCAAGUUGCAAUUGGCAGACGUGAGACGUUAUCCAUUUAUGGAGACGACUACGACUCAACUGAUGGAACUCCUAUCAGAGACUAUAUUCAUGUGGUUGACUUGGCCAAGGGACAUAUAGCUGCUUUGAACUACUUGAAGAACUUGCAAGAUAAGGGAUUGUAUCGUGAAUGGAAUUUAGGUACUGGGAAGGGCUCCACGGUGUUUCAAGUUUACAAUGCAUUUUGCAAAGCUGUUGGAAGAGACUUACCUUACAAGGUGGUGGGAAGAAGACAAGGUGAUGUGUUGAACUUGACAGCGAAAUCAAAUCGUGCUCAUGAAGAGUUGAAAUGGAAGGCUGAGUUUAGCAUCGAGGAUGCAUGCAGAGACCUUUGGAAAUGGACAACUGAAAAUCCAUUUGGAUUCGAGAUAAAGGGUUACAAAUGGCAAAAGUUUGAUGGAUUGCAAAAUCGUUUGCACGCAAUACAAAACAAGGACUUACAAGUAAACUUUUGCAAUCGAGGAGCAUUAAUUCAGGACAUAAAGUUUGGUGACCAGCAUGUUGUCUGUGGUUUUGACAACGCCAAGGAUUACAAGCUAAACACAAAUCCAUACUUUGGAACAACAGUUGGUCGUUAUGCCAAUAGAAUCAAAAAUGGGGAGUUUGCGUUGGAUGGUGCCACGUAUAAGCUCACUCAGAAUGAAGGCAACAAUACUUUACACGGUGGAAGCAACGGGUUUGACAAACAAAACUUUUUCGGCCCAGUAGUUAAACACCUGGAUGGUAAGUUUACCCUUGAGUUCAAGGUUGUUGACGUUGAUGGAAAUGAUGGGUUCCCGGGCACUUUGGAGACAGUUGUGCAAUACACCAUUGAGGAUUCAUCGAUUGAGAUUGAGUAUGAGGCCAAGUUGCUCCAAGGUGAAGCAACUAUUGUUAACUUGACCAACCAUAGCUAUUUCAAUGUCUCAAAUAAUGAAACUAUUGAUGGGACUUACGUAAAAUCCUUCCUGGAUAAGCGUUUACAAGUUGAUGGUGAAAAGAUUCCAACUGGAAAGAUCGUCUCUAAGGCGAUUCCUGAAACAAUUUUGUCUGACGUCGUUUUGGAUGACUGUUUUGUUGUCAACGAGGAUACAUCUAUUGAUACCAGAGCCGAAAAAUUACACCCGUUGGUGGAAGUGACCCACCCAAAUUCCAGCAUCAAGUUUACAGUGUCAAGUACUGAUCCAGCAUUUCAAUUCUAUACGGGUGAUGGUAUUGAUUGUGCUCAGUAUGGCAAGAGAAGCGGGUUUUGUGUUGAACCAUCGCGUUAUAUUGAUGCUAUUCACUUGGAUGAUUACAAGGGACAAGUGGUGUUGAAAAAGGGUCAAGUUUAUGGCUCAAGAGUUAAGUACGAGUUUAGUAUGUAG
This is a messenger RNA of Lodderomyces parapsilosis, 2016 nucleotides long. It is a transcript of the gene GAL10, whose product is annotated as bifunctional UDP-glucose 4-epimerase/aldose 1-epimerase. Gene Ontology annotation, biological process: beta-D-galactose catabolic process via UDP-galactose, Leloir pathway. NCBI's taxonomy places the organism in Eukaryota, Fungi, Ascomycota, Pichiomycetes, Serinales, Debaryomycetaceae. The transcript has a single exon. The record is from RefSeq and is a predicted model, not a curated record. Bases 1 to 2016 code for a protein of 671 amino acids. Gene Ontology annotation, molecular function: UDP-glucose 4-epimerase activity; carbohydrate binding. Gene Ontology annotation, cellular component: cytosol.